Molecule: messenger RNA, 4094 nt
Organism: Geodia barretti
Lineage: Eukaryota; Metazoa; Porifera; Demospongiae; Tetractinellida; Geodiidae
Source: the annotation of a GenBank genome assembly
CAGGCAAACAGUGAUGACCCUCCGUAUCUGACAGUGGGGACUGAGGUGAGUGCCAAGUACAGGGGAGCCUUCUGUGAAGCCACCAUCAAAGUCGCCAAGAAGAUGGUCAAAUGCAAGGUUAGCUCUCGUCGUGCACGCUUUCUCUCUUCCUUCUUCUUCCCGCUCUCUCUCUCUUCUCUCCUUCCCCAUACUUCCUCUCCAACACACAUCUUUUGACAUACGGUAUGUCGGGUCACUGGUACAGAGCUCACACUAUACAGUGACCUUUGUGAUGAGGUAUGUCCAUGUGUAGGCUCAGUUUAUUCUCUCUCUAUCCCUUUGAUCAUUAUUGGUAUACAGGUUUGUUGUGUGGUGUGAUAAGUAUAUAGACUGGUAUAUGUCCUCAUCAAUCAGGUGGUCCAGCUAGCAUAGCGGUCUUAAACUGACAAGGGGCAAGCAAUAGAAGCCCUCAUUUCAGAUAAAAACACUUGAUACUCUGCGAUAUCAGAAUUCUGUGUCUCUCAUUAUUUUCUCAUCUUUGUGUGUUCUCCGUUCUCCGUUCGAAUCUAUUACUGUUUGCAGGUGUCCUAUGGAAAAGGUCACAGUGCAAUGGUCGGCGGCGAUUGCAUACAAGGAACACUAAAGGUUGGAGCACAUGUGGAUGUAACACAGCCAGAUGGACAAGUGCUGACAGCAAACAUCGUAAAACUCACUGACCAGAGCACCUAUACUGUUGUGUUUGAUGAUGGCGAUGAGAGGACUCUCAAGAGAUCCUCCCUCUGCCUCAAGGGAGGACGCCACUUUGACAAGAGCGAGAGUCUUGAUAAUUUGCCUCUGACAGAUCCCGAGCAUUUUGGAGCUCCGGCAAUUUUGCCCAAGAAGCCCCGAAGGAGAGCUGCCAGGCCAAACUACGCCCAGGCAGCAGUCAACGGAGACGAUGAGGAAGAGGAGGAAGGAGACGGGGAGAGGAAAGGUUGCACCUACCCUCCCGAGUUUCCGGUCGGGAAGACGGUCUUCUUGGAGAACGACAGGAGGCGGGCAGGCUGGAUACCUGCUGUGAUUGUUCCGGCUCACUAUGUUCUGGAGGAGAGCGACAGGAAACCAAAUACGAUAUGUCUUCGCUCCUUCAAAGACGGACGAUUUUUUGCGGUGACAAAGAACGAACUCCACGAGUUUUCACCUCACAAGGAACCUCUCCUCAGCAUGUUGGACGGAGAGAUACAGCCAAUGUACAUGUGCAAACCAGCCAUAGAGCGAGCCAUGGCCUACCUCGACACCGGUGAACUGCCCUGGGACAUGGACCUUUUUCACGGACAGACGGAAAAGGAAAGACGAGAGCAACGGGUGGGCGGGGCCACCGGUGGGACCACACCCACCAUUGCGGCUGGCUCGGCGGCAAGUCCACAGGCGAAAGAAGAGGCAAGCGAGCAACGAGGGACGGACCGACACGUCUUCAUGGACCAACUGAGGAAAUAUCAUGAGAACAGAGGGACUCCUCUGAACAGGACCCCUAUCCUGGCCCAGAAGGACCUCGACCUGUACAGACUGUAUCACCUGGUACAGGAGAACGGGGGAAUGGAGUCUGUGACUCGUGAGAUGAAAUGGCGCUCCCUCUACCUUCAGCUGGGGAUUCCCCUCAGUACCAACGCCUCACACGCCCUCAAACAGGCAUACAGGAAAUAUCUCUAUGGGUUUGAGUGCUACGGGAAGAGCAAAGGGAGGGUGAACGGGCCAAAGGAUUCGCCGGGCAGGGGAGAAAGAGGGGCCCGCUCUCGGUCCUGCCAGAGACGGAGGGAGAGGGGGGAGGGGCUGGGAAACUGCGGAGGAUCGGGAGCUCCGAGGAGGUCCAGGUGAAGUCGGAGCCCGGGGAGCCAAGGGCAACGAGACUCUCGAAACAGACGAAAGAGGAGCCGUCGUGGAGGGAUGCAAGGCCUCCUUCACGCGACGUUCCUUCUUCUCUCUUCCCCUCCUCUCCCUUGUCUUCAGUCAGAGACGGAACGGUGGGAGGGAGGGACGCGCGACCAUCACCAGAAGCAGCUGUAGUGACCCCGGGAGGAGGGAGAGGAGCUUCCUUCUCGAGAGAUGAUAUGACAGAGAAAGCCAGCUCUCCGUCGACUGGCCUGGGGGUCUCAGAGUGCAAAUCGGAGCCGUCUGACCACGAGUCGUAUCCGGGGGACACCACUAGCAGUACGACUGGUGAAGAGGGGGAGGAGAUGGGCGGGAGAGGGGACACCUGGGCCCAGAGGGAGCCCCAGAAAUUUGCGGAGAACGACCGAGUGCUUGUUUGGUACGGGAACGGGAAGAACAUGGAGACUUACGAGGCGAAAGUCAUCGGCAUGGAGGAGAGCGAGGAGAGGAGGGACUACCUCGUCCACUAUAGCGGGUGGAACAACAGGUACAACGAGUGGGUGGAGGAGUCACGAAUUCUGAGAAAAGUCACAAAUCCUACGAAGCAUGCUCGACCACCAUACAAGAAGAAAAAGGCAAAGAUGGUGAGUUCUGAGAAGAGGAAGGGAGCGAAGGAGAGCAGAGGAGAGGGAGGGAGGGGAGGACCGGCUGAACAGCUCUUCUCUUAUGUGGCAACAGCCGAGGAGAGAGUUCCUCCGCCCCCUGCCACACCCACUCCACCCGAGAUUCCGGGCGGAGUCGGAGGUCAGCUGGGUCCACCUCCGCGCCCUCCGAGACCUCCGUCGUCCAAACGGAGGAGAUUCAGCGAUCAUCUUCGUCAAGAUUCGUCUUCUCCCUCACCUCCCCAAGUGCACAACCAUCACCACCAGCACAACAAUCACCGCUCUCCCUCUCCCUCCCUCGAUACCCACCCAACCAUCGUCCACACUUCUCCACCUCCUCCCCUCCCUCCCACAUCACACCCCAUCUCCUCCUCAUCGACCACACUUGCUGACCACCGUCACACCUUCCCCGCUGUCACACAGACACUCGUACCACCUCAGGUCGAAAACUCUGUCCUAAACGGCGGAUGCCCUGACGAAAUGGGCAUGGGUUGUGCAAUCGAGGUCAAGAAAGAGGUGAACUAUAGAUUUCUUCCUUCUCCAAAUGCGACAGACAAUUCCCACACUUCUCUUCUCUGUCCAGAGAUGCUUCUCGGCUCCUCAAGAUUGAAACCCAUUGUGGCUGGAGACGCGGACACGACCACGAUUACGAAACUGGGCGACAACACAGAGCAGUCCACGACACGACGUCAAAUUCUAAUUCAGAGAGCACCGAAUCCAGCACCGACGAGGAGGCGAAAUCACCCUCUCCCUCCACUGCUGUCCCCGAUUCGGUCCCCGCCAGAUGAUGUGUGGAGUUCCCCUGCCACUACUCAGAUACGACCGGAACUAGACGACGCGUCCCCGGGUGAGGAUGACGAAGAUGAGGGAAAGACGGAGGCAGAGAAAUCGGGGGACGAGAAGUCGUCGGUUGUGAGCAGCGAGAAGGAGCCGUCGCCUGUCUCUUCGACCCCGGUGUGUCAGUCAAAGGAGGUGGGGGGAGAGAGGGUCGGUGAGAGGAGCAGGGAGAGGAGGAAGAGAGUUAGAGAGACAGACGAGGAGUACGCCAUGCGGAGAAUGGCCAGGAGAGAGAGCCUCAAGUUUGUCGUCGAUUUCUCGAUGCGGCCGGAGAUGAAGUGCGGGGAGAGAGUGCGACUAAUAGAGGAGCAUAUUCGCCUCAUCCAGCAGAAAUGGUCCGACCUCAAGUCAGAGGUCGCACAGAUGGACAGGCGGAGAAGACGCACCCGGCGAAAGGAGAGAGAAGCUGCCCGUAUCUUAGCUCAAGCCCACCAGUUUCACCAGUCGGCCGCCACACAAACCACUUCUUCAACUCCUCCAGUUGAAUGUCACUGACCCUCCCUCCCUCUCCCUCCAUCCCACCAUUAUAUUAUGUAUAUGUACACAUGGACAAACAAUGCUCAAGAACUGUUCAUAUCUAUAUAUAUAUAUCGCACCAUUAGCUGCAGCCAUUUCCAGUGACUGGCUAUACUUUUGUGUCUUUUUAUCGUAACACCACAGACCCUCACCUCUGCUGGCUCUGCCGUACAGAGAGAAAAUUCUACUUUGUGUAGUUUUAAUACAAGACGUGUGUACAUUCAUAUAAUUUAAUGUCCAUAAGAAAUUGCA